Messenger RNA from Ylistrum balloti, 4057 nucleotides. Its product is annotated as modulator of macroautophagy TMEM150B-A-like. Bases 1 to 1005 code for a protein of 334 amino acids. NCBI's taxonomy places the organism in Eukaryota, Metazoa, Mollusca, Bivalvia, Pectinida, Pectinidae. The transcript is spliced from 10 exons. The record is from RefSeq and is a predicted model, not a curated record.
AUGAAAAAGUACCAUGAGGCAAUACAUAUGAACAAAUUGUUCUUAACUGCAACACACAAGGACAAAGUAGAUAAGUGGUACAGACUACAGGAAGUUGAGAACACGGACUAUAUAUCGGAUCAUACUGUCGUUCGUAUGAGACUUGAAGUAACAGAGGUUAACGAAAUACGCGGUGUCAUGAGUCUAGCCUGUCUGGUGUGUCUGCGCAGACGCCUGUAUCUACUUCCGCUCAUCACGACAAUAUGGAUUAUCAUGUCACUAUUCGUAUCAUAUGGAAUAGCUGUAGGUUAUGGUCACACCGAGCCAGAUUUCCCUUAUAUCAGUCACACAGCAAUAGAAGCACCAGAACGUUGUGUCUUUGGUCAACUGGUCAAUAUAGGAGCAGUCAUGCUCGUGAUGAACGUGCUUGUUAGAUAUCUAUUCCUGAAGGAAAUAUUCAAGCACAAGAAAAUGCAAAAUGUGCAGCAGUGGCAGAAUGGCAACAUUGCUGGUGUAGUAAUCGGGGUCUUAUCAGCGCUUGGAAUGAGUAUGGUUGCAAACUUCCAGACGGAAGUACAGAGGGGUCCACACUACGCAGGCGCAGGUCUAGCCUUCGUCAUGGGUACAUCCUACACGUGGCUGCAGACGCACAUCACGUGGCGUUUACGUCGAGAAGGUCUUGGGAACAAGUUUUUGGCCGCAGUGCGAUUCGUCAACUGCUUUUUACUCACGUGCUUCCUAAUAAUUUUCACUAUAUCGAAAACCUAUUACAAAAUAAAGGAGUACCGUGGCGAGGGUACAAAAUACGAUACGCUAAGAGGGGUCUAUCUCACCUCUACCAUUUCCGAGUGGCUAGUCGCUGGCUCCAUUCUGGCUUAUACACUCUCCUUCACAUGGGACUUCCGGUCAAUCGUCCUUGAAAGUCCGAAGGUGAAGUUAAAUUUCCAACAAUUAGAAAAUGGUAAUAAUAAUAACAGAGCCUCGGCGGAAAUGGAAUCGAGACAAAGGGGAACAACUCCAGUGUGAUGCGGACGCUCACGGGUCGAGACCGGAAAUCCGUUCACGAGUCUUUCAGAUAGUAUCCAGGACAAAGACAGCUGUCCGGCUUGGCUUGCCUCACCAAGGGCAGCUUUCAGCGAUACAAGUGCCAACGACAUAUAUUUAACAUUCAAACUCCGUUGUAAAAACGGGAAUGGUUUCUCCUGUACUAAAGGAAGCAGAAAUAUGCAUUCGAUAUUGAAUCGGAAAGUGCUGCUAUAGUGUGCAUCAAUGAUAGACAAACAUUAAAAGGAAACCUAUGAAAGUGAUAUAUAUUUCACAAAUUUAUAAAUUGACUAUUAAUUAGGUAUUCACGACAAGUUUACCUUCUGCCGUAAACAAUUCUUCAAACUUAAAAGUGUAUACAGGUGUUUUUUUACAAUCAGCUCCAAGUUUUACCUUGAGUUCAAAUAGAUAUUGUCAAGGAGUUUUGGACACAUCUCUAGUACAAUCCUGAGCGCGUGCAAAUUUAGCGACCGUGUCAGUAAAUAUGAUGGGAACAAGUACACAUACAAUGAGUUACGGGUUGGCUACAAUUUAUUUUCAUGGCAGUGGUCUGAUCAGUGUGCCAUGUGGAUGUGUUUUUACAAACACCGUCUAAUGUAAUGCAUUGACUAUGUGUUUAAUGUCGUGGGUUUCGUGGUUAAAUUAUUAAAUGUACCAGUGUGUACAAUAUCGAUAUUUUCAGAUGUCUAAUUAAUCAAGCAUGAGCAUUCUGAAAAUAUGUACAAACUAAACUACAUACGUCUAAAGUUUGGAAAAUUAUAGCACAUCUUUGUUUUGAGUACUGUAAAAUCAUAUAUUUUCUUGGGGCUUAAAAUUUUCAUGGUUAAAAAAUCUCGGAUACUUGAUUUCGUGGAUGAAUACAACUGAAUUGAUCUAUUUUCAUAUGUCAUACUCAUUUCAUAAGUUCGUGGACAAGGAGUAUUCAUGACAUCAAGGAAAAUAAAUUCCCAACGAAAAUUAAUGAUCCUACAGUGUUUGAUCAUAAAGGAAAAAACGUCACCCUCCUGGUAGACAAAUGAUGGGAGAAUCGAUGGCGGUAUCAAAGGAAACAGAUUAAUGAAAUAACACUCUCCUGUAACAAAAUAUGUUUAUAUUCAUUUACCUUUUCAAUCAUCGAUGUUUACUGUGUGUGAGAAUGCUGUUUGAGUAAAAGGUCAAGAACGAGAGAGAAAACGGAGGACUGAAACAUUUUGUCAAUUUUAUCAUUUGCGAGUCCGAAUAGAUUCGAUUUUCAUUUUAAUUUUUGUAUAUUAAUAUAAUUAUACUUUAAGUUGACAGUAAAGAGAGAAAGACUGAGAGAGGAAAAUGAUUUCAUUAGUGUUUAGUUUAAAUAUAACUUGGAGAAAGGAUAAUAUAUUUGUUUAUUUAUUUUUGUCUUUUUUACUUCUAUAUGUAUCAUGAUUAUUGUCUCAUAUGAAUCUAACGAACCAGCCUAAGGUUGUGAACGUUUUAAAUGAUAAAAGUCUAGUCAUUGGAUAAUGACCUUUUAUGGUUUAUUGUACAUGUAUUUGAUGGUAGAUUCUAAGACGUAAAAUUCAACAAGUUUUGGCUGUGCUUUUAGUAAAACAACGUAAAUAAUCGUUGAAAAUAACGUUAAUUUAUCUUUAGGAAAAUUAAAAGGAAAAUCGCCGAAUAAGCUUUAACGACCUUUGCUUUGAGCAAAAAUAAGAAACCUAAAGUAAAAAAAAAUCUUGUACAAAUUCUGGCUUGGAACUUUGGUUUCUUAAUUGUACGAACAUAAUAACGUUCGUUCUCUAACGGACGGACAAUUAGGAAUACCACAUGAUCGUCUUUUAAGUACAGUCAAUUUGUCAACGUACAUUGAACAUGUACACGUAGGUAUAAGUCAAGGAGAAAGGUUAUGUUGUGUUUACAGUCUUAAAAGAUACAUCUUAAAUUGUAUGAAUUGUGAAUAUGUUUCUGAUGUUAUUAGCAAUCAAUAACACGAAGAAACAUUUUCAGUCCUGUCAUUUUGAUAUUACAUGUUCAAGGAAAGAUUAUUUCAUUUUUCAUGUGGUAUAUAGAAAAUUAUUGUUCGAACUCUGGAUUAGGGUUUGGAAUAUAUGAUAAAUUUCUGAUCUGGUGACGUUAAAGAAUUCAUUUUAAUAUUUGAGGCCUGUGGGUGUCCUUGUUAUUUAAAUAUUGAUAUAUAUGUAAUACUGCGAGAACAUUUAAUAUAUACUAUAGGGUGAAGAUACGCGAGUGGUGAAGGGCAGACAAUUAAAAAAAAGAAAGCCCAUUUUUACAAACAAAUAAAACAAUGAAGCUGGAGAAAAAGACAGAAGACUCACGGUUCUACACCUCUAACAAAAGCCACACCAUUCAAUCGCGGAGAACUUUUAUAAUUUCUGUUUUUGUUACAAGUAUAGAUAAUAGGUGAUAAUUUUAACCAAGGUCAAACGCAUCUUUAUAAAGACAUACUACGCAACCUUAAAAACCGUGUUUCCAUGUAUAUAUAAAGAACAUAUGAGAUGAAGCAAAUGGGAUAAUGAGUUGAUUUACUGCACGAUAUUUUUCCACUUAUCAAACCCACUUAUCUGUUAUAUUUUUAAUAGAUCUCAUUUGGACUGUAGACACAAGUCUUCUGCAGUUGGGUGAUUUGCUGUUACGAGAACUACAAAAAACUUCCUUAUCGAAUAUUUAUCGUACACGUAAUUUUCAUUUAUAAAUGUUGUAGUUUGAACUAAACAGAAAUUUAUGACAAAUUCCUAUGGAUAAUUGUACAAUUUAGCUUGUAAACAGAACGCUGAUAUACGUAAUACACAUAGAAACAAAACGGUGCUGGACAAGGAAUGCAAUUAACAUUUUAUUGUAAUUUUAUUUUGGGAAAUGUUUAUUUAGAAAUAAGAUAUAGCUCAUUUUGACGUUGUGAAGGUAUUUAAUAUUUUGUAAUUAUUGUUGUAAUGUAUGAUUAGUGUGUUUGUAUGGUGUUGUAAAGCGUGCGUGUGUUUCGACAUAUUUAAGCAUCCGUUUCCCUGGGGGUGUGUAGCCUUAUUCAUUAUCAGAAAAUGUUGUAACUAUAACUAAAUAUGUU